Messenger RNA from Exophiala spinifera, 1233 nucleotides. RefSeq names its product fumarylacetoacetase. Gene Ontology annotation, molecular function: fumarylacetoacetase activity. The coding region runs from base 1 to 1233 and encodes 410 amino acids. Gene Ontology annotation, biological process: L-phenylalanine catabolic process; homogentisate catabolic process; L-tyrosine catabolic process. Lineage: Eukaryota; Fungi; Ascomycota; Eurotiomycetes; Chaetothyriales; Herpotrichiellaceae. The record is from RefSeq and is a predicted model, not a curated record. The transcript has 5 exons.
AUGGCGGCUUACACCAUCGCCAAUCUCCCGUACGGCGUUAUCACCACCAAGGACCACUCCUGCAAGAGAUGUGCGGUCGCUUUCGAGGACUUUGCAAUCGAUAUUGCUCAACUCCAUCAGGACGGCUUUUUCAAAAAUAUCCCCGACUUGUCAAGUGACAUUUUCGCUGCGGGAAACUGGAAUGCAUUCGCGAGUCUUCCACCAGACGUCCGCAGGGCUUUCCGAACCAGAUUGAGAUCCGGCAUAGAGACUGGUGAUGUGCGCAGGGCAUUUUUACCCUUUUCAGAGGUUAAAAAUCAUUUGCCUAUGCGUACCGAGAACUUUUCCGACUUCUACUGCUCGCUCGAGCAUCACAAAAAUUGCUCGGAGAUCUUCAACCUCCCAAUCAAGCCUAGUUGGUAUGUUAUCCCUUCUGUUUACAAUGGUCGGACCUCGAGCUUGGUUGUAUCUGGCACAGACUUCCACCGGCCAUACGGCGUGUAUGCGGGCUUCGGAAAAUAUGAAGGCGCCACCCUCGCCCCUGAAUCCCAUAUGGACUUCGAGGUGGAAAUGGGCGUCUGGCUCUCAAAACCUGUGCCCCGGAACCAAAGACUCAACAUUGACGGCGCAAAAGAUCACAUCUUCGGCCUGACGCUCUUGAACGACUGGUCGGCGAGACAGAUCCAAGGGUAUGAAAUGGCGCCGCUCGGCCCUUUCCACUCAAAGGGUACUGCAACUACUGUAAGCUCUUGGAUUGUACCCAUUGAAGCCCUUGAGGCUUCUAGCUGUGCUACCAAAACGAAGCAAGAGCCAGCGCCUCCUCCGCAUCUAACCUGGCCUGAGGACAACACAGCGACCUUUGAUAUCGACAUUACUCUGCAGCUUCUGAGAGACGGGAAAUCUUAUAUGAUCUGCGAGACCAAUCUCAACGAGCUGCACUGGACCCCAUUCCAACAGAUCACGCAUCUCGCCUCAGCCGGUGAGAGCGUCUUGGUGGGGGAUGUCUUUGGUACCGGAACCAUUUCUAGCCCACGAAGGAACGGCAACGGUGAGAAGACGGGGAUCGGUUGUCUCAUGGAACGUAGUCUGCCAAGUGCACGGCUCAGCUCGCUCCCCUCUGAUCUUAUUGACACAUUCCUGAAAGAUGGAGACGAGAUCCUAAUGCAAGCAUGGGCAAGGGAUAAGCACACUGGGGAAGUGAUACUCGGAUUUGGUGAUUGUCGAGGCAAAGUCUUGCCCGCCAUCGAUCCAUGA